CACGGUGACAGGACAGCAGCUCAUAUUCACACGAGACACUACAGAGCAUCUCAUUCUAACAAAAUGUGCCGAGGACUGGAAUCCCUGCCAUCAGCAUGUCUGGAGAGAGCUAAACUACUGAAGGCUCGUUUGGGAAGUCUUCUCCAUAAAAAGCACACGGGUCAAGUUGGACAGAAGACCGAGAUGCCAAGACAGGUGUCUGCUGCCUCAUUAAGGUGGAGGGAAUCUUUCCAAGAGCUUCUACAAAACAAACAAAGUCUGUGUGCCUUCCGGGCAUUCCUGAAAUCAGAGUACAGUGAGGAGAACCUGGCUUUCUACCUGGCCUGCGAGGACUACACCAACACGACAUCCUCCAACAUGCUGGAUGCAAAAGCUAAGAAGAUUUACGAUGAAUUCAUUGUCUGCGAUGCCCCAAGAGAGGUUAACCUCGACCACGAGACUAAAAUCAUCACUGUGAAGAACAUAGAAAAUCCCACCACCUGCUGCUUCGACCUGGCCAGGAGCAAGAUCUAUGCCCUGAUGGAGAAAGACUGCUACCCACGUUUCCUCAAGUCUGCAGCCUGCCAGGAUCUUAGCCGCCAGCUGGCUGGCUAGUUCUGCCUGCAUUAGGCACUGUGGCAUAAGGAAUCAGAGAAGCACAACACAUUGGUAAAUGUGAUAUAAGCAAAAGCUACCUUCUUAACUGGAACCCGAUCAGGAUGGGGCAAUCUCACCAGCCUGUGAUGCUGCUGAGAGGGAGGCACACACUGUAAACCUCAGAAAUCAGGAGAUCACUAGAGCUGAGUUUGAUGUAGGAGAUCAGUUCAGCACUAGUUGAGGGAGGGAGGAACUGCACACCUGGAGGCACUGGAAAAGCACCUGGAAAAAUAAACUGAGUACUAGUGCCGCUGAUGGUGAUGAUGAUGGUGAUGGUGAUGAUGAUGGAGAUGGUGAUGAGGAGGAUGAUGGUGAUGAUGAUGAUGGUGGUGAUGGUGGUUAUGAUCAUAACCAUGUGGGCAACAGAGCGGUGGCCUCCUGGACAGAGUGAGGGACUCUUGAACUAACCUGAAGAAUGGAACAGCUGCACCUCGUCUAUUUAUUGACUUGCUGUACAUGAAAUGACUAUUUAUUAUUGAUCUUUGAUAGAAUGUGGUAUUUAUUGUGACUAUUUAUGGGCCUCAAAAUGUAGGCCUACUUCUGUUUUUCUCAACU
Molecule: messenger RNA, 1191 nt
Organism: Engraulis encrasicolus (European anchovy)
Lineage: Eukaryota; Metazoa; Chordata; Actinopteri; Clupeiformes; Engraulidae
Gene: rgs5b
Product: regulator of G protein signaling 5b
Exons: 5
Coding region: 64-594 (176 amino acids)
Source: RefSeq, a predicted model, not a curated record